Molecule: messenger RNA, 1002 nt
Organism: Mustela erminea (ermine)
Lineage: Eukaryota; Metazoa; Chordata; Mammalia; Carnivora; Mustelidae
Product: dnaJ homolog subfamily C member 9-like
Exons: 1
Coding region: 89-871 (260 amino acids)
Cellular component (GO): nucleus; cytoplasm
Molecular function (GO): heat shock protein binding
Source: RefSeq, a predicted model, not a curated record
GAAAAGGGGGCAGUCUGGAGCUCUAGGCUGUGUUGCUUGGACCGGCAGUUUCUGUGGAGUUGCCGCUCGCUCUCUGUCCCUGCCGGCUAUGGGGUUACUGGAGCUGUGUGAGGAAGUGUUUGGUACCAAUGACCUCUACCGAGUGUUGGGCGUGCGGCGCGAGGCCUCGGACGACAAGGUCCGACGCGGCUACCACAAGGUAUCCCUGCGGGUGCAUCCGGACCGGGUUGGCGAGGACGCCAAAGAGGACGCCACCCGCCGCUUCCAGAUCCUCGGGAAAGUCUAUUCUGUUUUGAGCGACAAAGAGCAGAGAGCAUUGUACGAUGAGCAGGGAACCAUAGACGAAGAUUCUGAUGUGCUCAGCCAAGAUCGGGACUGGGAGACGUACUGGAGGUUACUUUUUAAAAAGAUAUCUCUAGAAGACAUUCAAGCUUUUGAAAAGACAUACAAAGGUUCUGAAGAAGAGCUGGCCGAUAUUAAACAGGCCUAUUUGGAUUUCAAGGGUGACAUGGAUCAGAUCAUGGAGUCUGUGCUGUGUGUGCAGUACACAGAUGAACCCAGGAUAAGGAACAUUAUUCAGCAAGCCAUUGAUGCUGGAGAGAUCCCGUCCUACAAUGCCUUUGUCAAAGAAUCGAAGCAAAAGAUGAAUGCAAGGAAAAGGAGGGCUCAGGAAGAGGCUAAAGAAGCAGAAAUAAGCAGGAAGGAGCUGGGUCUUGACGAAGGAGUAGAUAACUUGAAAUCAAUCAUUCAGAGCAGACAAAAGGAUCGGCAAAAAGAAAUGGACAAUUUUCUGGCUCAAAUGGAAGCAAAGUACUGCAAACCUUCCAAAAGAGGAGGGAAAAAAACGCCUCUCAAGAAAGAAAAGAAAUAAUGGGAUUUUCUCUUCAGAAGUCCUUAGCUGUUAAUUGGCGCCAUUGUAGGCAAGAUACAGUCAAGAUUUGAAGAAAGAAGUGAACCCUGCUCUUGAGAAAAGCUGUCUUUCCAGCCUAAAUUCAGCUCUAC